Messenger RNA from Oryza sativa Japonica Group (Japanese rice), 867 nucleotides. Lineage: Eukaryota; Viridiplantae; Streptophyta; Magnoliopsida; Poales; Poaceae. The record is from the annotation of a RefSeq genome assembly.
AUGCAUGAUGAUCCGAUAAUCAUUCUACUUAUUCUUCUGAUUUUGGUUUUCGUAUCACGGAUGUUGGUUCGCGCUUUAUGGCCCCGUUCUGCAGUAUUGACGUCUCGCAUUUUCACUACUUUUGUUGUUCUUUCUUCAGCGGUUUUGAGUGGAUCGGUGGCACACGCCGCUGAUAACGAACCUAUUAAUAAUGGGGCAGCUCCCGCUGCUUACGGAUCCGGGGCAGAAGGACCCUCAAAUUCCGCCUUAUUCACUUAUACUUCCGAUUUGGCGGAAGAUUCGGUCAGUUCCGGGCGUAGUAGAAGUACCGCCUCGUCCUCCUUUCAAGAAAGCACGGGGGAAAUGGACGCGCUGAUGGCAUCAACGACUCCUUCCGCGCCGCGGACACCCUCCGGGGGGGAACCUUCGGUCAAUCAACCGCUUCCAGGGGAGCAAGCUAUGCCUCCCGCUCUUCCCGUUAUGCAGGAAGCUGCUAAUCGGGCUCUGCCCUACGCGCCCUACCCGUAUCCAGUUGACGAGAUAAUAGGAGGGGAUUGCGUGCAAUCCAUUCAAAGGAGAAUUUUGGGAGCUAAUUUGAAUCCUUCCGCCCAUGACAUGCAAAUGUCCCGGAUUCAAGCGGAGGAUCUAUUUGAACUGAAAGUUCAAAUCAUAAGAAAGAUGGCGACCCUGCAUCCAAGUGGCGAUUGGAUGGGAUGGGGCGCGCGGGCCUUGGACAACCCCCGUACGGCCACUGGCGAGGAAGACUUGGCUAAGUUGCACAAAAUGCUCGACGACCUACAGAGCCGGAAUGAGCAAUCCGCUACCUUCUGGCGCUUGGUCGAAAGAGUCCGCUUACGGGCGGAUGAGGAUCAAAACUCCGCUUCCUAG